AUAACAUUACCGGUAAAGGUGAAGUCAAUCAUUUUACCCGAUAUUUCGUGUUGACCGCAAAAGGUUAAUGGAUAAAAUAAGCCCACAAUGGAUUUACUAAUUUAGUUGAAAUCGAUGCGUUACUACAGUGCCAUCUGUCGACGGGGCUACGUAGCUUCAUUGGUUCGCCUCAUUAUAAAAAAGAUUUUCAUCGUUUACAUUAGAUUUUGGUCAGUGGGAAGUAACGGUCUGUAGCGACGAAUAAAUAUAAAACAUAAAAUAAAUUCAGCAUUAGUAAUUUACAUUUAGCAUGACCAUAUCGGCAAUUGUUAAUUAUAAUUUCGCUUGAAAGGAAAAGGUUAAAAUUUAGGCAGAAGGCAACGAAGCCGGAGCAGUAAUCUAUUUUUGGAAUACAAGUUUAUAUAGAUAAAUGCUUUCUCAAAAAAAAAAAUACUAUGCUUUCUUUUAGAUAUCAUUUACUUUCUAGAAUAUAUUGCUUUAGUAGAAUAAUAAAUAUCUAUGUUUGCCUAUAGCUUACAGUUAUAUUCUUCAGUUUGCUCUCUUGCGAUCCGAUCGGUUCGAUGAAGAUCUUCAGCACUAAAAAAAUCUCACUGCGUCAACGUCCGCACAAUAUCCAUUAACAAAUAAUAAUUACCAUAUGGACAACACUUACGGUGUUAUUUGAGCACUUAAUAGGUAAAAUAUUGACCGAACGUAUUAAUGGAUUUGCCUAAAAAUUUUUCGCCUGUUGUGAAGAACACACCUACUAUACAGGAUGUCUUAAUUUCAAAAACAUGGAGUUGUGGUGUUCGCAAUCAAGGUCUGGUGCAUUAACACCAUUUAGUAUACGGAAUAAAUGAGGUGCAAACUAUAAACAAAGUUGUAUCGUUUGAGAUAAUGAAAAAAAUGUCCACUAUGGCAGUUUAUUAUACAAAAGAUGCGAUAUGAAUCUACUGACUGACUGAGUGUUGGGACAUCCGGUAUAAUAAACACAGCUUCCACCAUUUAACAAAAAAACGUUACAAGCGAAUAUACCAGAUCAAGCUUAUUUAAGUCUACAUAUCACUAGAAAUUUAUAACGAUAGAGACGUCAAGAGACACGUCAAAAAUCCGAAUUAUAAGAAACAUGGCGAAUUCUUACAGAAUUGAAGCCGAUCCUGCGGUAAUUCACUCCUCCGAUACUCCUAAAAAGACGAAGCCCUACAAUCUAGCUAUUUUAACUGAAGAGCAGCAACAAAAGUUGAUUGCUAGAAAAUUGCAAACAGCAAGGGAGAACCAAAAAUAUUUGUUUCAACAUCCCGAAAUUCGAGCUACGAUCCACGUAAUUACGAAAAAAAUUUUAAUUGACAGACCGUCCCACGACAUCGAGGCGUACGUAAUGAAAUACGUUAGCCAAAACUGGAUGGCAAUAAUGGAAGAAGUUGCUCGCUAUGUCGAAUCGGUGCAAAAGCCCCAGGUUGUUAUCGAAAAAGAAAAAAAGACGGAACCCGAUGCAUUCGUGACAGUUGAAAAAUUUCACCCUGCCAGAAUUUCUAUUGAAGAAGACGAUAAACUAAGUGAAGUCUGCCGGAUAAUUCUGGAAGAUGUCGUGGAUAAAGCGGUGGAUAUGGCUAAACAUCAUUCAGCGGUCGAUGUCCUCGAAACGGAUACUUUAGGGGAAAAUGCUUUUGCAAAAAUAUUUGGCACAGUUUUGGCACAUUCAUUAUCCGAUGACGUAGAGCUAGAUUUAGAUUUCAAUAACUUUCAAGAAGACUAGUUGUUGUUAAUAAACU
Messenger RNA from Cylas formicarius (sweet potato weevil), 1751 nucleotides. RefSeq lists its product as uncharacterized. The transcript is spliced from 4 exons. Bases 1106 to 1735 code for a protein of 209 amino acids. NCBI's taxonomy places the organism in Eukaryota, Metazoa, Arthropoda, Insecta, Coleoptera, Brentidae. The record is from RefSeq and is a predicted model, not a curated record.